Syngnathus typhle (broad-nosed pipefish) is the source of this 2246-nucleotide messenger RNA. It is a transcript of the gene cln8, whose product is annotated as CLN8 transmembrane ER and ERGIC protein. Lineage: Eukaryota; Metazoa; Chordata; Actinopteri; Syngnathiformes; Syngnathidae. Bases 13 to 1014 code for a protein of 333 amino acids. Gene Ontology annotation, biological process: lipid homeostasis. The transcript is spliced from 3 exons. The record is from RefSeq and is a predicted model, not a curated record. Gene Ontology annotation, cellular component: endoplasmic reticulum; membrane.
UUUGUAGAUCACAUGACCAAAUUGAAGUCGUGUGACGAGAGAUGUAAAUACGACUGCGAAGAGUAUUCUGACUUAUGUACAGAGUAUUGCACAUUAUGUCUCUAUCAAACUGCUGAGCUAAUACCUCUUCUCACAACCAUGGAUCCUGGACAGCAGCUACCUCCAUCUGAUGCCACCUCCCAGCCCACUGAAGAAUACUUUCCAUGGGAUCUUCGAUUCCAACUGAUUGCCUUGGGUUUUGCUUUCUAUGCAUUAUUAUUCGUCCUCGCUCACCUCCUGUCUUCAUCACUGACCCAUACAUACAAUUGCUUGCAAGCCAAAGAGAAGGUUUUCUGGAACCUUGCCGCUACCCGCGCAGUAUUUGGCAUCCAGAGUUCAGUUGCUGGUUUGAGAGCACUUACUCAGGACUCUGAAUUGAGCAGAGACAUAGCGAACGGGCAAGAGGACUGGUCGUGGUUUAAUCUCCUCACAGCCACGGGGUUCUUUAUAUUUGAAAAUGCAGCAUUCCAUACCUAUAGUUUGGCGUUUCGGUCACUUGACCUUGCCCUGGCAACGCACCAUUUCUUCGCCUUGGCAGGAUAUGGAGUUGGAGUGAUGUCAGAUUCCAUGGGCCACUUUGUGCCAAUGGUGGUGCUACUUCUGGAAAUGAGCACACCAUUCACGUGCAUAUCCUGGAUGCUGCUGAAGGCUGGAUGGGCCAGAAGUCUGUUUUGGAAAGCCAACCAAUGGAUGAUGAUCCACAUGUUCCAUUGUCGCAUUGUUCUCACAUACUACCUUUGGUGGGUAAGCUUUAAAAACUGGGGCGCGAUCAACAACAACUUCCCCCUGGCAUUACGUCUCAUCUUCUACAUCGGCCUGGCCCUGCUCACCGUUGUGAUGAAUCCGCUUUGGACCUACAAGAAGACCAUGCAGCUGUUCAACCCCGUCGAUUGGAACUUUGGCAAUAAGCCGGCACCUGGAAACAACACCAAAGAGGAUCAGGCUGAUGUUGCUGCCAAGACUCAUGUAAGCUGAGAAGCAACAGGAAAAUUGGUUACCUGGUUGUUUUAUUUACUUUAUCUUCUUCGCAUUAACUUGUUUCGGACAUUUGUAUUUUGUUAAUUAACACAAAUAAUUUUCGCAGACCUGCUAGUCUAGUCUAAAACAUGGUAUUCUGCUUGAUAGUGUGAAAUAUGUAUGUAGCAGCCAAAUCCACCUGUAUUUAUCGAUCUCAGGGAGCGGCCAUUUUGCCACUUUCCGUCAACUGUAAAUGAUUUCGACACCCACCGUUGGGAAACAGUGCGUUACUGAAAUUUGCCAUUAGGAAAUUCAGAGUGAAAUGAAAACGGAGUGCCAGCACGCGGACUUGACGCUCCGAUUGAGAUGGUGCGCCAGUGCUGGCCGUGUUAAAAAAUGAAUGGGAGCAGAGUGCACUAUGCUUCCGCAAACAUUGUAUUAGAAACUGCUAAACCUCAGUGAUAAGUAUCGGAAAAGUCAAAUGUAUUUUCAAAUAUUUUCUUAUGUUUUAAAUACCCUCAGUAUCUAAGGUAGACAAACCAGAAUUUUUCUUACACCACCGUAUCAUCAUGAUUGAUCUUGGGAACUUUUUUAUACAACGUACAAGCCUAACGUCUACUUUGACUUUCUGUAUAUGACAUACAGUAUUUAAAUCUUGACCUAUUGACCUAACUAUUGUCUUUCACAUUACAAAAGGAAAAGUUCUGAAAUUGUAUUAUUGGGUGGGUGAAGAUUUGCCUGUUAUGUUUAUGUCAUGUUCUCAAAUAAUAUUUUUGUGUUAUUAAAAUGUGUUCAUUUGAACAAAAUAACAUUUCCGUUAACAAAGCCAGGUGGGUGGAUUGCAUGUUUGCUCAAGGUGAGAUUCAAUGUAUUGAAUGGCAACAGGUGGAUAAUGUACAUAUAGGCACGGUACUUAAAGGGUGGCUAGGGGGUGCUAUUGCCCCUUCAGAAAUCUGUGUAGCUCCGGUAAAGCACUUCAUACAUGGUAAUGUACUGUGCGUUUUAAACAUAUCAUUAUUCAUUUAAUUAAGUUAAAAAACAUUAUAACUUUGCAAGUAGCCAUUGGGUUCUAAUCCAAGCCCUGCUUCCGUUAUGUUUUUCUUUCUUUCUUGCACACAGGUUAAAGAUUUUGCAAUUGCUACUUGGUCACUUGUAUUUGGUGUGUCUAUGGGAGAGUUUUUGAAUAUUAUUUGACUAUUAAAGCUUGUGCGCUGUAUUAUGCAAAAAAAAAAACCACAAGAUCAACUUCA